Sorex fumeus (smoky shrew) is the source of this 2034-nucleotide messenger RNA. It is a transcript of the gene FERMT1, whose product is annotated as FERM domain containing kindlin 1. The transcript is spliced from 14 exons. Gene Ontology annotation, biological process: cell-matrix adhesion; integrin-mediated signaling pathway. NCBI's taxonomy places the organism in Eukaryota, Metazoa, Chordata, Mammalia, Eulipotyphla, Soricidae. Bases 1 to 2034 code for a protein of 677 amino acids. The record is from RefSeq and is a predicted model, not a curated record. Gene Ontology annotation, molecular function: integrin binding. Gene Ontology annotation, cellular component: focal adhesion.
AUGUUGUCCUCCAGCGACUUUGUUUCGGCCUCUUGGGAGCUUGUGAUACGAGUAGACAACUCUCACGGAGAGGAACCGAACCCUGUCUCACUGAGAGUGUCUGGAGACCUGCACGUGGGAGGAGUGAUGCUCAAGUUAGUAGAAAAGAUCAACAUAUCCCAAGACUGGUCAGAUUUUGCCCUUUGGUGGGAACAGAAGCGCUGCUGGCUUCUGAAAACACACUGGACACUGGACAAGUAUGGAGUCCAGGCGGAUGCAAAGCUACUCUUCACCCCUCAGCAUAAGAUGCUUCGCCUCCGCCUGCCAAAUGUGAAGACGGUGAGAUUGCGAGUCAGCUUCUCUGCCGUGGUUUUUAAAGCUGUCAGUGAUAUCUGCAAAACCCUAAAUAUUAGAAGAUCAGAAGAACUUUCCUUGUUAAAACCUUCUGAUGACUAUUUUAAAAAGAAGAAGAAGAAAGACAAAAAUAAUAAAGAGCCCAUCAUUGAAGACGUGUUGAACCUGGAGUGUUCUUCAAUAAGUUCAGGUUCACCGGUUAGUCCCGGUUUAUACAGUAAAACCAUGACUCCCACAUAUGACCCUGUCAACGGAACACCAGCAUCAUCCACCAUGACGUGGUUCAGUGAUAGUCCCUUGACAGAACAGAACUGCAGCAUCCUUGCAUUCAGCCAACCCCCCCAGUCUCCAGAAGCUCUUGCUGAAAUGUACCAGCCUCGGUCUCUCAUUGACAAAGCCAAGCUUAAUGCUGGCUGGCUGGACUCCUCACGUUCCCUUAUGGAACAAGGCAUCCAGGAGGACGAACAGCUUCUGUUACGAUUUAAAUACUACACCUUCUUUGACUUGAAUCCCAAAUAUGACGCCGUCCGAAUAAACCAACUCUAUGAGCAAGCACGGUGGGCCAUUGUCUUGGAAGAAAUUGACUGCACAGAAGAAGAGAUGCUGAUCUUUGCGGCACUGCAGUACCACAUCAGCAAACUGUCCAUGUCAGCAGAAACACAGGAUUUCACCCAAGAGCCUGAGGUUGAUGAAGUGGAAGCGGCGCUCUCUAACUUGGAAGUGGCCCUGGAAGGCGGCAAAGCAGACAGUGCUUUGGAGGACAUUACUGACAUUCCUACACUUGCAGAUAAUCUCAGAUUAUUUAGGCCCAAGAAGCUAAUAUUAAAAACAUUCAAACAAUAUUGGUUCGUCUUUAAAGACACAUCCAUUGCCUACUUUAAAAAUAAGGAGCUUGAACAAGGAGAACCCAUAGAGAAACUAAAUCUUAGAGGCUGUGAAGUUGUGCCAGAUGUGAAUGUAUCAGGGAGAAAAUUUGGGAUCAAAUUAUUAAUCCCUGUUGCUGAUGGCAUGAAUGAAGUUUGUCUCAGAUGUGACCAUGAGGAUCAGUAUGCCCAGUGGAUGGCUGCCUGCAUCUUGGCCUCAAAGGGCAAGACCAUGGCAGACAGCUCCUACCAGCCAGAGGUCCUCAACAUCCUCUCCUUUCUAAAGAUGAAAAACCGGAACUCCACAUCUCAGGUGACAUCCAGUCUCGAAAACCUGGACAUUAACCCAGAAUGCUUUGUGUCGCCCCGGUGUGCCAAGAAACACAAGUCUAAACAGCUGGCAGCCCGGAUUCUGGAAGCCCACCAGAACGUGGCCCAGAUGCCACUGGUCGAAGCCAAGUUACGAUUCAUCCAAGCGUGGCAGUCUCUACCCGAGUUCGGCCUCACCUACUACCUCGUCAGAUUUAAAGGAAGUAAGAAAGAUGACAUUCUAGGAGUUUCCUAUAACAGAUUGAUAAGAAUUGACGCUGUCACUGGAAUUCCAAUUACAACCUGGAGAUUCACCAACAUGAAACAGUGGAAUGUAAACUGGGAAAUCCGGCAGGUGGCCAUCGAGUUCGACCAGAACGUCUCCAUCGCCUUCACCUGCCUGAGCGCCGACUGCAAGGUGGUGCACGAGUACAUCGGGGGCUACAUCUUCCUGUCCACGCGCUCCAAGGACCAGAAUGAAACGCUGGAUGAGGACCUGUUCCACAAGCUGACCGGAGGCCAGGAGUGA